Theobroma umbraticum is the source of this 1862-nucleotide messenger RNA. RefSeq names its product Calcineurin-like metallo-phosphoesterase superfamily protein. Lineage: Eukaryota; Viridiplantae; Streptophyta; Magnoliopsida; Malvales; Malvaceae. The record is from RefSeq and is a predicted model, not a curated record.
GCAGCCCAAUAACCCAUAUGUCAACGCAUUACCUGUCUGGUUUUUUAUUCCAACAGAUGAGAAUGCGUAUCGAUCUUUUAACACAGGUGCUGGUUGCAAUAGGUGAGUUUGUUUGUGUAAUUUAUGAGUCGCCGCCUAAACAAGUUGGGUAAUAAUGAGUAAUUGAGGCCAAGUGUUCACUUUUUGAUAGACGUCAACAGUGCGUUUCCUCAUGGAACUUCCAAUCCUGUUCCUCCUCUGAUCUCUGAUUCUGGCAGAGGUUCCAAUGGUUAGUAAAUAAUUAUUUAAAAGAAGAAGAAGACGAAGAAGACAUGGAGAGGUUGCUAGCAGUGGUAGGAGUUUUGCAGGUGUUGAUAGCAAGCGCCGGUUCAUACGCCGAUAAUCACUUGCUAUCUCGCAUUGCUUUCGGAUCUUGUGCCAACCAAAGCGCUCCUCAGCCCAUCUGGGACGCCAUCAACAAGUUUGAUCCCCAAGUAUUCAUAUGGCUUGGUGACAACAUAUAUGGAGACAUUAGACGGCCUUUCAAGAUUCUGGGAAAGGAAAGGACUAUUGGUCCCUGGAGGAAUGUUCCCAGGUUCGUUCCUUCCUCUCACUCCCAAAUGCUUUCCAGAUACAAUAUGGCUAAGAACAUUCCCGGUUAUUCUCGUCUUCGCGCCAAUGCUAAGGUCAUUGGUACUUGGGAUGAUCAUGAUUAUGGACUCAAUGAUGCUGGCAAAGAAUUUUCUCAGAAAAUUACUAAUCAGAGGCUUCUCCUUGAUUUCUUAGAUGAACCCCAAGAUAGUCCCAGGCGCAAGCAGGCUGGUGUUUACACAUCUUACACAUUAGGCCCUCCAAGUAAACAAGUCAAGAUUAUCCUAUUAGAUACUCGAUAUCACAGAGAUCCUAUAUCUAGUGAUGGAAGUGUCUUGGGGGAAUCACAAUGGUCUUGGUUAGGGAAAGAGUUGAGGGGUCCACCAUCAACCAUUACCAUAAUUGGCUCUUCCAUUCAGGUUAUAUCAAAUCUUUCAGCUACAACUGGCCCCUUGUUUUAUAUGGAGUCUUGGGGACGUUUUCCCAAGGAGAGGAAUCGCCUUUUUAAGUUGAUAGCAGAUACUAAGAGAGAUGGAGUCUUCUUCAUAAGUGGAGAUGUUCAUUUUGGAGAAAUUACACGGUAUGACUGUGGAGCUGGAUAUCCUUUGUAUGACAUUACCUCAAGUGGGCUAACCCAAGCUGUUGAGAAGGUGCUCCCAUCACCGUUGCAUUUCAUUGUGAGAUUUUUGGCAUGGUUUACACCUAGUACAAUGAGAGUUAUGAGCCAAACUUGCAGAUAUAGGUCAUGCACGUAUGGUGAACCAAAUUUUGGAGCCAUUGAGAUAGAUUGGGAUGCAUUUCCAGUGACCUUGAAAAUUCAAGUCUGCGAUAUAAAUGGACUUCCUGUGACUGGUGUAAAUAUUUCAUUAUCAGAAUUGCAAGCACAGAAUUCUACAAUUAAAGCAAGACAAGAUCGGAGGCACUGCUCUCUGGAAGUGAUGUUACCAUGGAUUGUUAAAUAUCGCUUGGCUAUUCUGGUCUAUUCUGUUUUAGCUUUGUUGCUUCUUGCUUUGGUAGGACUGAUUUAUGCGGCAACAAUAGUCCGCCGGAUGUGCCUCAGCAAAUGCAAGAUUGAUUGACCAUGUGUUCAAUAUGGAGUUGGGUACAGAGAUCAUCAGAAACCAAGAAAUGUAAUAACUCUGACUCACUAAUUGGUGCUAGGAUAAGCUAAAUUGUGUAUUCCUUUUCUGGUAUCAAUUUGAUAAUAUUAGCUUGGGAUGAUAACAAGAGUUGACUUCCUGAUGUAAUGGAUUUUCAAAUUGUGCAUCUAAUUUACAUGUUUUACAAAUCAA